GCGGUGCGCGGGGAACAUGGAGCCGCUGCUGAAGCGGGAGCUGGGCUGCGGCUCCGUCAAGGCCGCGGGUCACUCGGGGGGUGGGUGCAUUAGCCAGGGCCAGAGCUACGACACGGACAGAGGACGCGUGUUUGUGAAAGUGAACCCCAAGGCGGAGGCCAGAAGGAUGUUUGAAGGCGAGAUGGCAAGUUUAACUGCCAUCCUAAAGACAGGCACAGUGAAGGUGCCCAAACCCAUCAAGGUCCUCGAUGCCCCAGGAGGCGGCAGCAUGCUGGUGAUGGAGCACUUGGACAUGCGGUAUCUGAGCAGUCAUGCUGCAAAGCUUGGAUCCCAGCUGGCAGAUCUGCACCUAGACAACAAGAGGCUUGGAGAGACUCUCCAGAAGGAGGCUGGCACAGUGGGGAAAGGAGGUGGGCAGGUGGAGCGGCCCUUUGUGGACCAGUUUGGGUUUGACGUGGUGACGUGCUGCGGGUACCUCCCACAGGUGAACGACUGGCAGAGGGACUGGGUCACGUUCUACACCCGGCAGCGCAUUCAGCCUCAGAUGGACUUGGUGGAGCAGGGCUCUGGGGACAGGGAGGCCCGUGAGCUCUGGGCUGCUCUGCAGUUAAAGAUCCCUGACCUGUUCCGUGAUCUGGACAUCAUCCCAGCCCUGCUCCAUGGAGACCUCUGGGCAGGAAACGUAGCAGAGGAUUCCUCUGGGCCCAUCAUUUUUGACCCAGCUUCCUUCUAUGGCCACUCAGAGUAUGAGCUGGCGAUAGCUGGCAUGUUUGGGGGCUUCAGUGGCUCCUUCUACUCCACCUACCACAGCAAAAUCCCCAAGGUCCCAGGCUUCGAAAAGCGCCUUAAGCUGUAUCAGCUCUUCCACUACUUGAACCACUGGAAUCACUUCGGAUCCGGGUACAGAGGGUCCUCCCUCAGCAUCAUGCGGAAUCUCAUCAAAUGAGCUCUGGAGGGAGGCCCCCGUUUGGGUCACCAGCUCCUAACCAAACGCCUGUGGCCAGCCUCUCGUUGCUCCUCAGCCUCUUCCUUGAGGAUUCUUCCCAUUUCUUCACUCCCUGGAGUAGCUUCAGACCAACUGUCCAAGCCUUGUAAAGUAUGUGACAUCUCAGAAGAAAGGUUUUAUCACCCUAAAGUUAGACUUCAAUAGCUGGAUAAAACUGCGCUAGAAAUUGUAUGUGAACCAAGGGACCAAUGGAGGGUGGGCUGUGUCCAACCUCCAGCUGCCCCGAAGGUAGAGGAAGGAGGCGGCCGGAGUGCGGAGUGCGAGGCGCCACUACCGAGGGCGCCUUCCCACCUGCUGCCCGUCUCCUCUCUGGGGAUGACUGGUGUCCAGCGCUUCCUGGUGAGUCAUACUGGGGUCUGGACGUGAAGGCGUCAUCCUAGGAGCACCCCCUGAUGACCAGUCCCAAACCCAGCACAUUCCCUUGCCUUUCUGUGUUGCUGCUGGACCUGCUGCAGCUCUGGGAGUGACCAUACUGCUUGCCUCAGUGUCCCUGGUUGGUUAGGAGUCAAGGGAGCUGCAUCUGUUAGCAGCCAGUAGACUGCUGAUUUCUAAAGCUUGUGAGUUGUCAUUCAUCAGCAUGUAGAAACCAGCUCUAAACAAGUGGUUUCCUUCCGUCCUGCAGUGGUGAGAAAUGUUCAUGAAUGGCAUUGAUGCUAACAAAUCCCUUUGCAUAAAAAUUUGAAUAAACUUUCAGUAGUUUCAGUGAUGUGUGAGACUAUAUUUCCCUUGUUUCAAUCCUAAUUCAAGGGACUUCCCCAGUGGUGCAGUGGUUAAGAAUCCGCCUGCCAGAGCAGGGGACACGGGUUCAUUCCCUGGUCCGGGAAGAGCCCACAUGCUGCGGAGCAACUAAGCCCGUGUGCCACAACUACUGAAGCCCGUGCGCCUAGAGCGUGUGCUCCACAGCAAGAGAACUAAUGCAGAGAGAAGCCUGCGCAUCACAAUGAGGAGUAGCCCCCUGCUUGCCACAGCUAGAGAAAGCCCGUGUGUAGCAACGAAGACCCGAUGCAGCCAAAAAAUAAAUAUUUUUUAAAAAAUCGUAAUUCAACAUUAAUUGGAGCUGUUUGCCAGGAAACCUUU
This is a messenger RNA of Hippopotamus amphibius kiboko, 2083 nucleotides long. RefSeq names its product fructosamine 3 kinase related protein (gene FN3KRP). Bases 17 to 946 code for a protein of 309 amino acids. The transcript is spliced from 6 exons. The record is from RefSeq and is a predicted model, not a curated record. Lineage: Eukaryota; Metazoa; Chordata; Mammalia; Artiodactyla; Hippopotamidae.